AUGGACCUGAUUCCAAACAUUUCCACAGAAGCAUGGGCACUGCUGACUACCAUCCUGGUGCUCCUCUUUCUGUAUGGGACCUCUUCUCAUGGACAUUUUAAGAAGCUAGGAAUUCCUGGUCCCUAUCCUCUGCCUUUUGUUGGGACAAUGCUUAACUAUAGGAGGGGCAUAUCAAAAUACGAUAUAGAAUGCCAAAGAAAGUAUGGGGAUUUUAUGUGGGGGAUAUAUAAUGGAAUGCUCCCUGUGCUUGUUAUCACAAAACCAGAUAUGAUCAAGAAUGUGCUAGUGAAAGAAUUUAAUUUGGUCUUCACAAAUAGACAUCUUUUUGGUCCACUUGGAUUUAUGAAAAAAAGUAUAGCAAAUGCUGAGAAUAAAGAUUGGAAAAGAAUCCGGUCCUUGAUGACACCAGCCUUUAGCAGUGGAAAACUAAAGGAGAUGUUCCACAUCAUUCAAGAAUAUGGAGAUGUGCUGGUGAAAAACAUGAGUCCAGAAGUAGAGAAGGGCAAGAAUGUUACCAUGAACAAGGUCUUUGGGGCCUAUAGCAUGGAUGUGAUCACUAGUACCUUAUUUGGGGUGAAGGUGGAUUCCCUCAACAACUCCCAGGAUCCCUUUGUGAAAAACACCAGAAAGCUUUUUAUAUUUGACUACUUUAAUCCAUUGGCUUUCUUUGAAGCACUGUUUCCAUUCCUUUCCAGAUUAUAUAAAAAAGUAAACAUCUGCAUCUUUCCAAAUGAUGCUAUAUCAUUUUUUAAAAAAUUUAUAGAAAAGACCAAAGAAGAUCGGCUUGGAAAUGCCAAAGAGCAUCGAGUGGACUUUCUUCAGCUGAUGAUGAACUCCCAGAAUUCCAAAGACAUGGAGUCCUAUAAAUCUCUUUCUGACCUGGAGAUCCUGGCCCAAGCAAUCACAUUUAUUUCUGCUGGCUAUGAGACAACAAGCACUGCACUUUCCUUUAUUACAUAUUUACUGGCGAUUCACCCCGAUGUUCAGAAGAAACUCCAGCAUGAGAUUGAUGCAGUCCUGCCCAAUAAGGCACCUGCCACUUAUGAAACCCUUGUAGAGAUGGAAUACCUGGACAUGGUGGUGAAUGAAACUAUGAGAUUAUAUCCAGUUACUAGCAGGGUUAACAGACUCAGUAAGAAAGAUGCUGAAAUCAAUGGUGUGCUCAUUCCCAAAGGGACAGUGGUGGUCAUACCUAUCUUUGUUCUUCACCGAGAUCCAAAAUACUGGCCAGAUCCUGAGGAGUUUCGUCCUGAAAGGUUCAGCAAGGAGAAUAAAGAUAGAAUCAAUCCUUACACAUACCUGCCCUUUGGAUAUGGUCCUAGAAACUGCAUUGGCAUGAGGUUUGCUCUUAUUAACAUGAAGCUUGCUAUUAUCAAAAUCCUGCAGAACUUUUCGCUGAGUCCUUGUGAAGAAACAGAGGUUCCCUUGAAAUUAGGUAAGAAAAUGACUCAUACUCCAGAAAAGCCUAUUGUCCUGAAGAUUAUAUCAAGAAAUGGAGCCAUAAAUGAAGGUUGA
Onychomys torridus (southern grasshopper mouse) is the source of this 1515-nucleotide messenger RNA. RefSeq names its product cytochrome P450 3A13-like. Bases 1 to 1515 code for a protein of 504 amino acids. NCBI's taxonomy places the organism in Eukaryota, Metazoa, Chordata, Mammalia, Rodentia, Cricetidae. Gene Ontology annotation, molecular function: testosterone 6-beta-hydroxylase activity; oxidoreductase activity, acting on paired donors, with incorporation or reduction of molecular oxygen; iron ion binding. The transcript has 13 exons. Gene Ontology annotation, biological process: steroid metabolic process; oxidative demethylation. The record is from RefSeq and is a predicted model, not a curated record.